Molecule: messenger RNA, 2968 nt
Organism: Labeo rohita (rohu)
Lineage: Eukaryota; Metazoa; Chordata; Actinopteri; Cypriniformes; Cyprinidae
Exons: 10
Coding region: 827-2911 (694 amino acids)
Molecular function (GO): calcium ion binding
Source: RefSeq, a predicted model, not a curated record
AAUUUAUGCUGACAUUUGUGUGUGGAAAAGAAUAGUUAGCUUAACUGUUUGACCUCUUGCAUUAAACUUCUAUGUCCUCAGGAAGCUACUUCCUCAAAAUAUUCUCCAACUACACUAUCAACCAAAGGAUAAUAAUGUUUUAUUACUUAAUUUUUAUAGUGUUUGUCAAGUGAGCUGUGACCUUUGCACCAUUGUUAUACGGCUAUAACUUACUAUAGGACAUUUACAACAUACAGUGAAUAAAAAUAAAGUUUUGCCUAUGUUUGAAAGUAAUGUUGCUGUUUUAUGAUCACAUGAUCCUGGUCCCAACGAUUCAAAAUUAGGUAAUGUAUUUGAGAUUUCACUUUGGAUUUAAAAAGAAGAACCCAAGUUUGAUUAGAAGCCAAAUGUUUUAUUUGCUACAGCAAUCUUAGCAUCAAUAAUUCUGCUGUUAUAUGAGCAAGCUUACAUUUACAUUCAAAAUAAAGCAGCAAGGACGUCAAGGACUCUGGCAUGAUAUUAUCAUAAUCAUUAUCACAGGAUGCUUGCUUUAUUAUCGCAUCAUGCUUAGAAUAUCUCGUUCUAUUUUUAAAAGCAGGCAUUACGCAGUACGUAGUACGUCAUUGUUCCAUUUCGUUUGAAUGUUUAUGUGUUCGCAUGGCGCCCUCUGUCGGAUCAAGAGCGCGUCGCACGUCAUAAAAGCCUCGUUCAUUCAGUCAUGCGCGGCAGGUAAACUUGCCUCAUUAACUACAGAUAUAAUACAGGUGAUGCUAGAGGCUUCUUCCGUUUAUUUUUUAAAAGCAAGCAUCUGACAGCAACGUAGAAAGUUCACGAGCACAAAUCCAAAAUGCCACGGCGGCAUUUAUUGAGUAGAUACAGUCUUUUGAUAUUAAUAUAUUUGACAGGCUGGAUAAGCAGCUUUGAGAUGAACAGAUAUGGCGGCCAGGCAUCCGCAGGCCGUGAACGAUACGCGUUCUUUGCCCUGCGGAGCUGCCAUCAAGUCCUCCGCGAUGACAGCGGUGAGUUUUUCUCCCCCGACUUUCUGUGCUCAAACCCCCCCGUGUGGUGCAACUGGACCAUCCAGGUGCAUCCGGGCAAGCGUCUGGAGCUCUACCUGGAGGACUUGACUCCCUCAGACGCCUGUCAGCUGAAGAGCGAUCAGAUCCACCUGGACGAGUCUCCGGUGGCUGCGGGAGGACAGAGGAUCCUGGAAAGAUGCUGGAGAAAGGCUAGAUACACCUCUGUGUCCAAUACGGUUCAGGUGGUGCUCCUCAUCAACGGGAACCGGCCCGACCCGUACAGGGGCUUCUAUGGAAGCUAUAAAGCUUUCGGCUCCCUGGAUUCUCCUGAUCCCCUAUAUGAAGAAGUUCCUACAGACGUGGUAGAAGCAGCAUUCGAUGAUGAUGGAGAUGAAACGGAUGCAGUUACAGAUCCUCCACCAGGUGUGAGAGACGUCACAGCAGAUUCCCAGCCAUCAGGAGUGAACACACAAACCACUUCUGCUGGUCUGACCAGCUCUGUGAAGUUUGGAUCCUCAGUGACCAAUGAACUUCCUUUAUUGGAAUCCUGGGAAAAGAAUCCAACGACGGAUUCAUCUCCUCGAGCUCUAGUGUCUGGUUACCACAGUAACGGUGCAUUCGAUGAUGAUGAUGAUGAUGAUGCAUACUAUGAUGACAAUUUCUACGAGACCCAGCAAAACCAAGCAGGAAGUGGACCGGCUCAAAUACGGCCCAUAUAUCAAGCGGCUUACGCAGAAAUCUCAGACGUGACCCUCAGCGCGCACACGCGCAUGCCACGUGUCAAAUCCGCCGCUCGCUCUCCAUCUGCCAUGCGUAGGAAUGUGGAUGCACAGGCACACUCUUCAGGUCAAACUAAGCCAGUUGGAGCCAGAAUGGCGCCUGAUGGAGGAGUGAGAUGGGUGAAAGUGGAACCACGGGACGAUGGUGAAGGCGUUUCCAUUGGGAUGACGGCUACUGAGAGCAGCGUCACAUUACCUGUAAUGCAACCUAAAUUACACCGCAAAUCAAAAGAGCAAAUUCACUACCAGCAGACCUUACGAAAUCACACCAACAACAGGCAUUUACCUGGGGAGCUGCUGUUUGAGGUGAGUGUGGAGGUCAGUCUGAAGCGUGAAGAUCAUGAAGAAUCCUCGUCCCUCAGAUCUGCUCUAGACACCAUGAUACGAGAAGAGUUUGGACGUCUCACUCCAAAUAGCCUGGACUUCAAAAGACUAAAAAAGUUAAGUUCUGGUGUUUUGUUCAUCGUGUGGAUGCAGUUUGAGAAGGCGGCUGUAGGGCUGCAGACGCACAGGGAUCUUCAGGCCACGCUGCAGGGGCUGCAGGGCAGAACCAUCAAAUCCGAAACAACCAGAACUCAGGGUGUCAUUGCGUCUGUCUCUACUGAAGACAUCAAUGAGUGUGAGACGCAAAUGGUGGUGUGUGAUGCUCACGCUGAGUGUGUGAAUCAGUUUGGAUCGUACUCCUGUCACUGUCUUUAUGGUUACCGUGAUGUUCCACAUGGGCCGGGAGCCAGCAUUUGUGUGGCGUCUGCUGACCCUGACUGUAGUUGGAAAUCAUCUCCCACAGUCCUCGGGGGCGUUUAUGCUGUCGUCGGCCUACUUGUGUUGCUCAUCGUGCUGUUGCUGUUGGUGGUGUAUUUUCUGCAUCAUCGAUACUAUAGAGGCUCGUUCCUUCCUCGCUGCCAAAAAUCAAGUGCUAGCAGUGUAGUUGAAACUGCUGCCAAUGACAACAAUAACACUGGAAAUAAUGAUAGCGGCAGUGCGAACCCAUCCAUAUUCCCCCCGCCACCUCCUUCAGUGAGGAUGUCCAAAGACAGCCAGCGCUCUCUGGACCUGCCAUUAUUACGCUUCAGCUCUCUAGUGCCUCCUGAUGGAUUUAGAAGUAAAAUACAUUCAGAGAAACACCAGUUUUGACUGUUUCACAGUGUUACUCUUAUCUGAGAGUACUGUCACUAAAUGCACUGCACCUCA